AUGGGAAGUACACUUCAGCAAGAAGAUAUCAAAGAGUCUGGGACCAGUGCCAGUCCACCCAUUCAGUGUAGACAUUACUCUCAACUUCUUCCAGCUGAGUCUGACUCCGAGGACCAUGGGGACAGCAGGAUGAUGAUGAUGGUGAUAAUGCUGAGGGACCAAGAUCAACAAGACAAGGUGGAAUAUAACCAUGCAUCAGACAAUGCAGAAUAUAACCAUGCAUCAGACAAGGUGAAAUAUAACCAUGCAUCAGACAAGGUGAAAUAUAACCAUGCAUCAGACAAUGCAGAAUAUAACCAUGUAUCAGACAAUGAGGAAUAUAACCAUGCAUCAGACAAGGUGGAAUAUAACCAUGUAUCAGACAAGGUGAAAUAUAACCAUGCAUCAGACAAUGCAGAAUAUAACCAUACAUCAGACAAGGUGAAAUAUAACCAUGCAUCAGACAAUGCAGAAUAUAACCAUGCAUCAGACAAUGAGGAAUAUAACCAUGCAUCAGACAAGGUAAAAUAUAGCCAUGCAUCAGACAAGGCAGAGUAUAACCAUGCAUCAGACAAGGAAUAUAAUCAUGCAUCAGACAAUGCGGAAGAUAACCAUGCAUCAGACAAUGUGGAAUAUAACCAUGCAUCAGACAAUGCAGAAUAUAACCAUGCAUCAGACAAUGCGCAAUAUAAUCAUGCAUCAGACAAUGCAGAAUAUAACUAUGCAUCAGAUAAUGCAGAAUAUAACCAUACAUCAGACAAUGCAGAAUAUAACCAUGCAUCAGACAAUGCAGAAUACAACCAUGCAUCAGACAAUGCAGAAUAUAACCAUGCAUCAGACAAUGUGCAAUAUAAUCAUGCAUCAGACAAUGCAGAAUAUAACCAUGCAUCAGACAAUGCAGAAUAUAACCAUGCAUCAGACAAUGCAGAAUAUAACCAUGUAUCAGACAAUGCAGAAUAUAACCAUACAUCAGACAAUGCAGAAUAUAACCAUGUAUCAGACAAUGCAGAGCAUAACCAUGCAUCAGACAAGGUGGACUAUAACCAUAAAAACGAAUGA
Molecule: messenger RNA, 1038 nt
Organism: Protopterus annectens (West African lungfish)
Lineage: Eukaryota; Metazoa; Chordata; Ceratodontiformes; Protopteridae
Product: histidine-rich protein PFHRP-II-like
Exons: 5
Coding region: 1-1038 (345 amino acids)
Source: RefSeq, a predicted model, not a curated record